AUGGCGUUUUCUACAUUCGUGCCUUGUAAAAGAAAUGGAGUUUUCACCGCACCUGAAGACGCUGACGCAACGGGAUUUUCAGGAUCCCUCGCCUCCACGCACCGCCGAACAGAUGUACCUUCGGUACAGCCCGAUGGUCGGCUUGAAAACCGGCGUUCUGUUGCUCGCCUUGUUGACGGCCAUCUUGUCGAAGAUAGUGUGCCGGUGGGCGUGGAAGCGGCUGAGGCGAAGGCUACACCUGAAACGGCAAGUGACCAGUUCUGGCGCCCGAACCUGCCGCUGCUGCUGUUGCCGCUGCCGCUGCCGCUGCCGCUGCCGUUGCUACUGGUGCUGCCUGUCCCCCUGUCGUGGCAGUCAGUCAUCAAAACGGAGACGCUGAAACAGUUUCCGACCGACCGCGUCCAGCCCGUAGUCAUGGCGCAAGAUAUGCUGCCGACCUCCUGUUCUUUGAUGCCCUCCGUGAAGAUGAACCCUCACACGGAAGACAGCGUGUUUAUCGAACGUGGUCAGCAACAAGAACCGAUCGCUAUCAUAUGCAAAAGCAUCGACUACUCAAAGGAUAAGACUUAA
Soboliphyme baturini is the source of this 570-nucleotide messenger RNA. NCBI's taxonomy places the organism in Eukaryota, Metazoa, Nematoda, Enoplea, Dioctophymatida, Soboliphymatidae. The record is from the annotation of a GenBank genome assembly.